GCUCGAAGUUGGCCUGGGCGAAGCCUAGAUCAAUAUACCUUUUUUUUUUUAAUUUCUACACGUCUAAAACAUCAUUUUUUGAAGGAGCCAUCAUGAACCACUAGGGAAUCAUUUCUAAGUAAUCAGGAUGAACAAACUAUGCCUUCACCCGCACCUUUGCCGCACAUUAUUGGGGUGCUUGCCUGCUCAGCUCGUCGUGGUAUGGAUCAAAGUUUUUUCUCUCAUUCAACCUGAUCUCGAGGAGAGAGACACUUAGAGUCGAGACUCUCACCACUAACAAUUAGUCAAUUGAGACUUCCUUUAGAAGAGAGAUCUCUCCCCCUCAAUUUUGUUCUUCAUACUCUGGGUGAUGGGGCGUAGCGGUCGACUGCCGUGGCAUAUUCCUGAGGAGACGAAGCAUUUUCAGACCCUAACAAAAGGAGGUAUUUGCAUUAUGGGUCACUCUACGUGGCUGGAGUUUCGAGAACUCGGUUUUCAUCUUGGCUGCACUAAGGCAAGGCUGUUUGUUAAAGUUGUUGAUCAUCUGAAAGAGUAAGUUCGAUUCGAAAUUUAGAUAGCUUAAUACAAUGGAUGAAGUCUGCUGCAGACAUUUAUGCACGGAUUGGAUUUUUUGCAUAAGGGAAGUGUAUUGACAUGGUCUAUAAUGCGAGAGUACUAUUGAUUCAUUUGUUGUCCACCGAUUGGAGGAUUCUCUUUUAUUUAUCUUGUGCGUCCCUAGUUUGUGUAUCCUUCUCUUCGCACUUUGUUGAAACGAGGAUCUCUUCGCACUUUGUUGAAACGAGGAUGGCUAUGAUGUGAAUCCACCAAGAGGACGAGUAGAUGGACUUCGCAUAGACAAGGAUGGCUAUAAUAUGAAGCCUCCUGCAAGAGACGGUUGUAGACAAGCGGUAAUUGUUUCCCGAAAGGCAGAAGUUUUUGGAGCGCAAAGGUGGCUUGGGCAAGCGCUUCGCAAGGAAACAAGUUCACUCUUAAGGCGAAGGUUUUACGUCAUCAAUGAUCCUAGUUGUAAGAUUUUACUACUGAGAUUGAGAAGAAUUAUUUUUAUUUGAGUAUGAGCGCCCUGGGUAAGCAGAGAGUUCCGAGACCUCUGGCGAGAGAGGACAGAGCAGCUUAGGCUCGGGAACAAGGAAGAGGCCAAGCAGCUGCUCAAGCAGAUGAAGUGGACCGAGAAGCGAGGUCAAAACGCUUUCGCCGAAAGAGUGCGCAGGGAGGCAGAGGAGCACUUCUCCAAAAGCGGACAGGCGCCCGCAAUAGCGAAGAGAUCAACCCUGGGCGGUAAGAAAGCCAAGGAACACGACGGAAGCCGCUCGAGGAUAAGCGAAACAUUGGAACACGAAGGGGAGGUCGCCUACACCGCCAGGGGCAAGGCGGAACUACGCCGAGCUUUCUUCGAGGCUGUCUUCACCGGAGAAGAGCCGCCACAGCUACCAGAGCGAGAAGCCCGAGAGCUGCCACAGGGGUACAACCGCACACGGAGGCACAGUGGCACAGCAGGAGAAAGCGAAGAAGAGCGCGACUUAGAGGACAGGAGUACAACCGCACACGGAGGCACAGUGGCACAGCAGGAGAAAGCGAAGAAGAGCGCGACUUAGAGGACAAGGAAGUCGACGAAGCCAUAAGAAGACUCAAGACCGGCAAGGCAGCAGGCAGGGACCAACUAAAGAAGGAGCGCUGCGAGCUGCUAAGUGCGCACAGCAAGAGUCUAGUGAGGGAAAAGGUGCGCAAAAACUGGCGAGAAGGGGCCCUAGACGAAGGCGAAGUAGACUCACUAAUAGUGGUGCUACCAAAACCAGGAAAGGACCACGGCAGCACUGCAGGUUGGAGGCCUAUAGCCCUUCUGAAUUUCUUCGCAAAGAUCUUCGCGUCCGCACUAUACCUCAGACUUGUUGGCCCAAUAGACCAGGCACUCUCAGAAGCACAGGCAGGACGCCGACCCUGCCGAGGAGCUAUAGACAACACCCUGGCGCUACAGUUAGCGAUCCAGGCACGGGCAGCAGUGGGGCGCGCCACGUCUGUCUGUUUUGUGGACCUGACACAGGCGCUCGACACGGUGCCACGAAAGCUGGCGGCCAAGGCCUUCGAAGCAUACCAAAUACCACAGCAACUACAGAGGAACUUCUGGGCUUUGUACGAGGGGCACGCCUUUGCAGUUCGCAGGGAAGCAGCCGUCAGCGACUCAAGGAGCACGACCACCGGCACAGAGCAGGGCUGCCUUCUAUCACCCCUCAUCUUCAGCAUGUGUAUAAACUACGUCCUCGAGCGGACUGACCUAGGAGAAGGAGCCAAGAUGCACAGAGCAAAACUUUUGGAAAAGGACGAGGGAGCCGCAGCAGGAGAGGCGCGACUAGAUCAUCUGUUACACGCUGACGACAUCGCGCUACUAGCAGAAGACGAGGAGAGCCCAAGGAAAGCCACGCAGGGGCUGGUAGACACGAUGUAUGAAUACGGCCUGACAGUCAACCUCGCAAAGACAAAAUAUGUUGAAUUCGACCCCAGCGGGCAGGCGGAGAGGGCCGCGGAGGCAGGUGGGCUCACCUUGGAGCAAGGCAAUGUCGAGCGGGUGUGUGCCUUCACCUACCUAGGCAGCACACUAACCCAAGACGGGGACGACGAAGCGGAUGUCCUCAGCAGGAUAGAACGAGCCCAGAAGAAGAGCGGGGAGCCCUCCAAGGUCUUCGCGCACAGGAGCAUCGGCAGGGAGCUAAGUCUGCGCAUCUUGAGGGCGUUCGUGUUGCCGGUAGCGCUAUGGGGAUCCGAGGCCUGGACACUAACGAACAAGACGAGGGCUGCGCUCGACACAUGGUGGCACAAGAAGCUACGCUCAUGCAUUGGAGCCACGAAGGCCGACCACAUCCGCACGGUGGACCUGCUCGAGAGGACGGGGCAGGAGCAGCUCAGCAGCAUUGCCGAGCAGAGGCGACUCAGAUACAUCGGGCACCUAGUGCGAUACCCGGCGACAAGGUGGGCGCGAAUCGCUUUAGCAGCAGAAGGGGAACAAGCACAGGGCUACAGGAGAGGCAGGGGAGCACCGCGCGCAACCUACAGGAGGCAGCUGGAGGCUGACCUCAGGGCGAGAGGGGUGCAGCUAAGCAACGCAGAAAGCAGAGACCUCUGGGCACAAGUAGCAAGGCAGAAGCCUGGGUCUCGUCGUUCAUCAUCAGGGACAACAGGAACAACCGACAGACCAGGAACAAUCCAACAACAAGCUAGACUAGCGGGUAGAACUCGUCUGGGAAAUCUUAGGCAGCUCGCCGAAUAGAUUCAAUUCAUCACCGUGAACUCCUGGACGAAAUAACGAAUCAGGUACUGGAUGAAAAAAUUUUUAAUUUUUCUUAGACGUACAGUUACGGGACGUCUUCUAAAAAUUUCAACUACGAAACAAGGGCAUGAAGGAAGUUCAAGUGACCGCGAUGUAGUAUGGCACGUGCAGUCUCCCGGAGAGAGCGUAGGCUUAUUGGGCGAGCUUCUCGGAGCAUCUUAAGGCUUCCUCUCCUUGAAUGAGAUGAUUCAUUUGUACCUUGAGGAUCGCAAUAGAUUAUGACAAUCAAGAAAGGAGUUGUUUUUUGUGCAGGAAGUGAAUCGUCAUGCUGGAGGGAAGAGGCGUAGAUCCUGACUAAGAUCUGAAUUUGGAAGAGAAGAGGAAUUCAGCCAAAGAACCCAGCACUGGAGAAGACAGCAAUUUUUCGACGAAUACAUGUGCUGCAUCUACUUGUCGUAAUAUUAGUCCUACUACGUCUACCGUGCGUCGCUGUUUUAUGAUCGGAGGUGCGGUGGUCGCGGAAGCUUUUCUGAAAGAAGGGCUGAUUGCAGAAUUUUACCUUUCGAAAAUACGCACGGAAGCGUUCGAUCUAUGAAAAGGUGAAGGGUAGAAGAACGCUCACACCAUUAUUUUUUGCCUUAUAAUUUUUUCCUUUCAUAUGUUGAUGAUGCAGCAGCACGGCUUGUCUUGUCCGUGGAAGACACGGAGGAACCACUCGACGAGGCCUGCUUCGAUGCGACACGACUCUUGCCGGCUACGCUGUGGUCUAAAGAGAUAGUGCGUGAAGCUGAGGCUUUUUGGGUCGAACAUUACGUUAGGAAGUGAGAGGAUGAGACCUGUGUGAGGAAAUGCAGAUCACUGGGAAGUCUGCUUCAUUGGUCUUCGUUGACUUUGAUCUUGUGUCAAAAUCUUCACAAGAGUACACCCGAAGAUAAGUGUUUGUCUUCUUAUGUGAAGAUUAAUCACAGGAAGUGUUUGUCUUCUUACCUGAGUUCGCACCGUACGCUGAAUGUACAGAUGAAUCGCGCUUGCAAAGUAAGAGCAGAUAGUUGCCGUCAUGUAAUCGAAAUGUUGUCGCCUACUUCACUGAAGCUUUUCACGGUGGCUCACAU
This is a messenger RNA of Amoebophrya sp. A25, 4371 nucleotides long. The record is from the annotation of a GenBank genome assembly. NCBI's taxonomy places the organism in Eukaryota, Dinophyceae, Syndiniales, Amoebophryaceae.